CAAAGCUCAGUACAGAGCUGAAAGGAUAUGAACAAAUUAAUCUGUACUCUGAAACAAAUAAGUUAGCAAGUAUUGGAAGGUUUUUUUUGUAUCAGCUUUCCAUUCGUUUUGUAAAUACAUGGGUAGCUGGGCUUCCAAAUAUACUAAAAUAUAUUGGUAUAACAACCCAAACAUACGAAUAUUCUGUAUAUGCAAUUUGUAACACAGACAUGGUGUCAGAAAUCCAGUCUAAUUUUGCUUUGGUUCGGUCCACAGCCUAUUUCCAGCCCUCCUUUUGUUUCUGGAUCUGCCCCCACCCAGUUUAAUUCUACUAUGCUUGUGACUCCUGCCAGCUAUCCUGCUCUGUGUGGCUACUUGCCUUGAUGUUCCUGUGCUUCAGCUCCAGUUGUGGUUCUUUGACCUGCAAAAGUAAAGGAAUUCCUCAGAUUGCUGUCAGUUAUCACUUACCUGUUCCAAUACACAUUUACUUACCCUUCAGUGGACUGCAACUCCCAGCAUCCUCCGUUAUCUGGUUAAAGUUUUGCAUAUUGUAAGAGGGACCCUGUUAAUGAAAUGCUUUCCAGUUACAUUGGGACAGUACAUGCCUUACAGUUGCAACUCCAGUAUUUGAAACUAACAGAGGGACUUGUUACUAUUGUACGUUGUUUCUUACCUGUGGCACUAUUUCCAGUUACUCAGUUUCCUAUUCUCUUCAGAACCUGCGUGGAAUAAACACUGAUUUCAGAAUAGUGCCUGAACAGUUUAAAAUUUAAAUUACUGGUACUUAACUUUAAUUUGUGUCUGAAUUCCUCUUUCGUCCUGACUGCUUCCAAUCUAGUGUUGCCUCGACUGAACCUGGCAUAAGCAUCACUUUAGUGUAUUUUUGUCCUUAAUCUGAAAUUAGACACUGUAAAAAGGUGCUUCAUUGAACCAACAGAAUAUUGAUAUAUAUCUUCAUACAAGACCCUUGAAAAUAUAUAUGGAACAGCAUAAGAAUAUUGUAAGGGGUCCAUGACCAUAUAAAGGAACAAGGCUGCAGACGGGCUGCUUUUAUACAGAAUCAAGUUUCUUGCUGGGGAAUGCACAGAUUGUGGACUGGCCUGUAGUUUAUAGUAAUGACGGUUUUUGCAAGCUUUCUGGGUAUCACAGAGCCGACAUCAUGCAGAAGAGCAGUACUUGCAGCUUCAUGUACGGAGAAUUGACAGACAAGAAAACCAUUGAAAAGGUCAGGCAGACAUUUGAGAACUACGAGUCAAAUUGUUUUGAAGUCCUUCUUUACAAGAAAAGCAGAACACCAGUUUGGUUCUAUAUGCAGAUUGCUCCCAUAAGGAAUGAACAUGAAAAAGUUGUUUUAUUUCUGUGUACCUUUAAAGAUAUUACUUUAUUCAAACAACCAAUAGAAGAUGAGUCAACUAGAGCUACCCUUGGACCACCUCCGCUAAAUAAUCCUCAAAGAUGGACCAAAUUUGCCCGGUUAACUCGAGCUCUAACAAACAGCCGCAGUGUUCUUCAGCAGUUAACUCCAAUGAACAAAGCAGAGGUGGUCCAUAAACAUUCCAGAUUAGCUGAAGUACUUCAGUUGGGAUCAGAUAUCCUUCCUCAAUACAAGCAAGAAGCACCAAAAACACCACCACACAUUAUCUUGCAUUACUGUGCAUUCAAGACAACAUGGGAUUGGGUCAUCUUAAUUUUGACUUUCUAUACUGCAAUUAUGGUCCCCUAUAAUGUCUCUUUCAAGACGAAACAGAACAAUAUAGCCUGGCUGGUGCUGGACAGCGUGGUGGAUGUUAUUUUCCUGGUAGACAUUGUUUUAAAUUUUCAUACAACUUUUGUUGGACCUGGAGGAGAAGUCAUUUCAGAUCCCAAACUCAUACGAAUGAACUACUUGAAAACAUGGUUUGUCAUAGACCUUCUCUCUUGUUUACCUUAUGACAUCAUCAAUGCCUUUGAAAAUGUAGAUGAGGGUAUGAGCAGCCUCUUCAGUUCUCUGAAGGUGGUUCGGCUAUUAAGACUGGGCCGCGUGGCCAGGAAGUUGGAUCAUUAUCUGGAAUAUGGGGCUGCUGUGUUGGUUCUUCUAGUGUGUGUGUUUGGUCUUGUAGCGCAUUGGUUGGCCUGCAUAUGGUACAGCAUUGGAGACUAUGAAGUCAUUGAUGAAGUGACAAAUACAAUCAAGAAAGACAGUUGGCUGUAUCAGCUGGGACUAAGCAUUGGCACUCCCUAUCGAUAUAAUGCCAGCGGCUCAGGGCAGUGGGAAGGAGGACCCAGCAAAGACUCCUUGUAUGUAUCCUCCCUCUAUUUUACCAUGACAAGCCUUACAACAAUUGGAUUUGGAAACAUAGCUCCAACCACAGAUGGCGAGAAGAUAUUCUCUGUUGCAAUGAUGAUGGUUGGCUCUCUUCUUUAUGCAACUAUUUUUGGGAACGUUACCACCAUAUUCCAGCAAAUGUAUGCCAACACCAACCGAUAUCAUGAGGUGCUGAACAAUGUGCGUGAUUUCCUCAAACUAUAUCAGGUCCCAAAAGGCCUUAGCGAGAGGGUCAUGGAUUAUAUUGUGUCCACAUGGUCCAUGUCCAAGGGCAUUGAUACAGAAAAGGUUCUCGGAAUAUGUCCCAAGGAUAUGAGAGCUGAUAUUUGCGUGCAUCUAAACAGGAAGGUUUUCAAUGAGCACCCAGCUUUUCGUUUAGCCAGCGAUGGCUGCUUGCGAUCAUUAGCUGUGGAGUUUCAAACAAUUCACUGUGCUCCAGGAGACCUCAUCUACCACGCGGGUGAAAGUGUGGACGCCCUCUGCUUUGUGGUGUCAGGAUCACUGGAAGUCAUUCAAGAUGAGGAGGUGGUAGCAAUACUAGGAAAGGGGGAUGUCUUUGGAGACGUAUUCUGGAAAGAAACCACACUUGCACAUGCCUGUGCUAACGUUCGCGCGCUGACAUAUUGUGAUUUACACAUCAUUAAGCGGGAAGCCUUACUCAAAGUACUGGACUUCUACACGGCCUUCGCUAACUCUUUCUCAAGGAAUCUCACGCUUACUUGUAACUUGAGGAAACGGAUUGUCUUCCGAAAAAUCAGUGACGUGAAGAAGGAAGAAGAGGAACGACAAAGGCAAAAGAAUGAGGUGACCCUUAGCAUCCCAGUGGAUCACCCUGUACGAAAACUGUUUCAGAAAUUUAAACAGCAGAAGGAAUUAAGAAACCAGGGAUCUACAAACAGCGAUCUGGAAAGGAACCAGCUGCAAGUGGAGCACCGCUCUAUGCACAAUGGGGCAGUCCUUACUGGAACCAGCGUGGUAACCGUAUCCCAGAUAACACCUAUUCAGACAUCUUUGUCUUAUGUCAGAACCAACGAGUCACUGAAACAGAACAACAGGGAUGCUAUGGAGUUGAAGCCAAGUAGCAGCAGUGACACUAAAAGCCUCAAAGUGACCAGCCCCGUUCGCCUUAAGAACGGAAAUGGGAAAGGUUGGCUGAAACUGAAAAACAACAUGCAGGUGCAAGAGGAAAAGAAAGAAGACUGGAAUAAUGUGACAAAAGCAGAGUCAUUGGGUUUGCUUUCAGAUGACCCCAAAUGCACUGACCCAGAGAGCAAUGUUUCUAAAAACCCACUGAGAAAAACUGAUUCUUGUGACAGUGGGAUAACUAAAAGUGACCUUCGUUUGGAUAAAGCAGGGGAAACGCGUAGUCCACUUGAACAUAGCCCCCUGCAAGCUGAUGCAAAACACCCUUUUUACCCUAUCCCAGAGCAAGCCUUACAGACCACCCUCCAAGAGGUCAAACAUGAGCUAAAAGAUGACAUUCAGUCACUCAGCUGCCGAAUGACUGCUCUUGAACAGCAGGUUGGAGAAAUCCUAAAACUUUUAUCAGAAAAAAGCAAAGCACCCCCAUCUCCCAAAAUCCCCACAAGUCCACUCCAAAUUCCAUGUCAAGAUAUAUUUAGUGUUUCCAGACCAGUGACACCAGACUCUGAAAAAGAAGAGAUUCAUGUUUAAGAGGAACUGGGCAUUAGCAGACAAAACGUGUGUAUGAAGUUAAACAUACACGCAUAACAAAAAAGUCAUGGGUGUGACUUGAAAAUCUUAGUCAUUUUAUUAAUUUUGAUGUGUAAAUAUUGCAUGUCCAGCUGGAUUCUGG
Xenopus tropicalis (tropical clawed frog) is the source of this 4100-nucleotide messenger RNA. It is a transcript of the gene kcnh5, whose product is annotated as potassium voltage-gated channel subfamily H member 5. The transcript is spliced from 13 exons. Gene Ontology annotation, molecular function: monoatomic ion channel activity; voltage-gated potassium channel activity. NCBI's taxonomy places the organism in Eukaryota, Metazoa, Chordata, Amphibia, Anura, Pipidae. Gene Ontology annotation, cellular component: membrane. The record is from RefSeq and is a predicted model, not a curated record. Gene Ontology annotation, biological process: monoatomic ion transmembrane transport; transmembrane transport; monoatomic ion transport. The coding region runs from base 1139 to 3958 and encodes 939 amino acids.